AUGUACGCUGUGCUUGUCGUUGUCGUGUCGCUUGCUGCGCUUGGUGGCGCCGUCGCUCACGGGGAAGAGGUGCGGAAGAACGACGAUGUGGUGGCACGUCUGCGCAAGGAAUUGGCGGCGGAGGGCAUGGACACGCUGCCAACGCCACCCCGCGAACUAGGUGUUCAUGCAGCCUGCCUGAAGCACGGGAUGGGAUGCCCGGACACCUACGUGGGGUUCCUGGAGGGACUGCGGAGUGCCCCCCAUACACCUCCUGAGACGAGGGCUGCUAAAGUCGCGGCAGGAAGUGAAGCUUGGCGGAGCCGAGGACCCCCCAGUGGCGAGAGAGGGGAAAGGAAGAUGGGACGCACAGAUCGUGAGGUUGCUACUGAGACCGAACUAGAGAACUUGCGGCGUCUGCGCGAUGUGAUGCGUAUUCGUUUGGCCGAACAACAGUCGCCUGAGCAGCAGUGGAAGUGCAAGGAGUUUCGCUGGCUUCGCAUGGGGCUAUUGGUGGUCCAAACUCUGCAUGGCCUAGCCAUGGAACAGUGCUGGGGCUUUACCAUGCAACGCCUUUUUCCAUGUGUGGUGUUCGUGACUGUGACUGUGUGGGUGCUUUUUGGCGAUCGUGUUCCGCGUCAGCACAUGAGCAGUCUUCUUGCGAAGGAUUCCAUGAGUGUCUUGACCGAGGUGAUCACCCGCCGCAAGUCUCCACACUCCGUGGCGGAGCUUGUGAUGAAGCGUGAAAGCUACAAUAUCACUGAAAUCAGUGAUCCCGAAGACAUUAACGUCCCUGGUUUUCGUGACGGCUUUGCAAAAAUGAAAGAAGAAUCUUUGCGGUCAAGCUCAAAUCACCGUCGGGAUCGUUGGUUUGUCACACGCUUUGCCCUGCUCGAGGCGCACAAUGAGACUCGCAUUGCAGGGGUCGUUUUGAGACUUCGCUUGGCGCUGAGUGCCACGGUGUUACUGCUGCUUUGCUGGACGCUGCUCUCCCUCGUACUGCGGGCAACGGAGGUGCGGAAGAACAGUGAUGGCGGGGUGCUGCACUACCUGUUGGUUAUGUUUUGCCCCGCCUGGAUGACGACGUCGUUUGUCCUCUACGCUGGCUGGUCGUGGAUUGGCGGCAUGGUGGCCUACGCUGCGUGGGAGCUGGUGUCCGCGGGGGAGGCGUUGGUGCGGUCAGGUGAGCGGGCGGCCGCUGUGCACGAGAAGAUCCUGCAGCGCUGGUACGGCUGA
Molecule: messenger RNA, 1215 nt
Organism: Trypanosoma rangeli
Lineage: Eukaryota; Euglenozoa; Kinetoplastea; Trypanosomatida; Trypanosomatidae
Exons: 1
Coding region: 1-1215 (404 amino acids)
Source: RefSeq, a predicted model, not a curated record